Diabrotica virgifera virgifera (western corn rootworm) is the source of this 4401-nucleotide messenger RNA. RefSeq lists its product as uncharacterized. The transcript has 2 exons. Gene Ontology annotation, molecular function: nucleic acid binding; zinc ion binding. The record is from RefSeq and is a predicted model, not a curated record. The coding region runs from base 2448 to 3857 and encodes 469 amino acids. Lineage: Eukaryota; Metazoa; Arthropoda; Insecta; Coleoptera; Chrysomelidae.
GAUCACGCUACUAAUUAAAUUACUUUAAUUAAAAUUGGAUUAAAAUAUACCCCUCUACAAAAUCCUUGGGUGACGCCCGCGAAGAUCCAACUACGAUUUUUCGGUGCACAGGCGCGCCAAUAGAAAGAAAAUCGAUGAUUGUCGAUUUCUAGUUUAGUUGGUCACGAACUCAGAAAGAGGCAACACAUCGUCAUUACUUAGGUGACGGAGUUUGGGCAAAAUUGGGAAAAUAUAUAACUAAAAGACCUCGAACAUCAGCCAAUAACCCAUACUAAUAAUAAUCAAGCAGUAGUUAUAUCUGGAGACUUAUUUACAAGAAAGGAAAAAGGUUAUAAUACCGCCGAUGUGUUGCUUUGCUCAAAUUCCGUCCCGUAGCUACUUGUCACAUAGACACUUAGCCUAGUCAAUUUAUAUAGAUUGUAUCAUCAUUUAAUGUGCCAUCAUAUAAAUAUGUGCCAGUUACUGUAAGCAGCUAGGGUAUGGGUUACCCCUAGAGUUACUUUUGAUUGGAUUGGAUAGUACCUAUUUCACAACAUCCAGGAUUGGAUUUAUCACCACAGCAGCCCACUAGUUUUUGCCGUGCCAAGAGGAAAUUCAUUCCUAUCUGGACCUUUUUAAAUAGGACUUGUGGUUAAGAUAAGUUGUUUAAUCUUAUUAUUUACAUAUUUUGGGUACUCUAUAGUUGCUUGCACUGUAAACUUCUUGUAUGCAUACAAUUGAGGUAAACUAGGUACAUAUUUCUUGAUAGAUAGGGUUUUAGGUCGUUGGUUUUUUUUUUAAUUUAAUAGAAGUAGUAGUUUCCAAUAAAUAAAAUUAGGUCUUGUUCAAUAAUCAUUAUAAAUAAAAAUUGUAGCUUAAAAAUUUGAUCGGGAAGGGGUCGUUAAAGGUUUGUCGCGGAUUUCAAAUAGGGAAUAUGUCUUGUAGGUUUUUACAUUGUAUAUAAAGAGUAACUGACCAACUCAUUUAUACAACUCAUUUAUAUCACUCAUUUAUAUAACUCAUUUAUAUAACUCAUUUAUAUAACUCAUUAUAUAUUUACUUAUUAGUGUUUUUGCUAGGUGAGAUCUUUAUUAUUUUUGGUAACCGUAGCGUUCUUGUUGUGGAUCUCACUCUAGCGUAGUUCAAUUUAGGAAAUAAUUACUAACUUUUUAGUUGUAAGGACUUAGUGCUAUUCUGACGGACUUUUGCUUUGGAUUUUGAUUUUAAUACCUUUGCUUGGCCAGUGAUAGUGGAUAAUUGCUUGUUAAGUGGCCUUUGCGGUCCUAUUUGAUCUUUUCCCCAUCCACUAUCACUGUUAUCACGUUGCGUUAUAUGUAAAUUGUUAGUAUUUAACAUUUAUUAUUAAUAUAUUUGUAUGUAUUAAGGUUGGUGUUUUAUUUCAGUCUGUAUUACCAGUAUAUAACAUAGCAAGACAAGAUCAGUAUUUAGUAUUUUGUAUUUCAGGUGGUUGUAACCAGUGUCAUAGAGUUCCCGUUGUUCGUUACUUCAAAAUCUCGAACCUGUCCAACUUCUUGGUUGUGAGAGCCGAGUUGUUCGUUCGAGUUGGCGCCCUUUUUUCUUCUUCUUUCUUUGUUGUAACUCGAUAUUAUUUUAUCUCUAGCAUUCUGAUCUAUUUUCCUUCCAUUUUUGUAUUAACAGUCUCAUUUUCUUCCUAGUUACUAUCAUUUCAUUACCAAAUUUUCUUCUCAUAUCUCCAAAGCCAAUAUUCGGUAUAUUGAAGCUAGCCCGAAUACUCACUUGAGAUUUAGUGUCUCUCUGCCCUUUUAAUUUUUUUUUUCUCCUGAGCUAAGCCCCUCUUCUUGUCGUCUUAAAUCUCUUAUCAUUUAUUUUACCCAUCUUUAUUCAGUUCUUCUCUUCAAAAAUCUCUAUACCCAGAGUAAAGAGGUUUCAAUUGGCUAGACCCAACGUGUGGCUUCUUUUACAUUUUUGGCUGUAAAAAUAUUUUCUUUAACUUUUGGUUUUAUCUUGGUGGUUUCAGUGAUUGUGUUUUUAGAUUCUCACUUUAACGUUCAGUGUUGUACUUCAAUUUGGUUUUUUUUGGAGAUUAUCUUAUAUCUAUAUCUUGUAUAAACUUGUUUUGCUAUAGUAUACUGUGUUGACUGAAUAAAUCGCUUUGUUUUGAUUGGUUAAAGAACUAUUUUGGUAUUAAUAAUAAAUUAAAUUAAAAUUAAAAAUUUAAAUAUCUUGAAUUUAACAAUCUCAUCGAUGUUUACAAGUCCGGAGUAGCAUUAAUAGUGAAUCACUACCUUGAAUUAAAAGUAUUAUUCAAUUUUAGGUUUAUCGGGAGUGUAGCAGUACAUUUCAUCGGAUUUCACGACUGGACCAAACAAAUAAACAUUGCUGGUAUAGGUAUCGACUCAGAACAUUAACUUGAGGAUAGAGAGUAAGUUAAACUUUACCUACUUACAUUUUAUCUCAUUCUCGUGUUUACUUCCCAGUGGUGUGUAAUGGCAUCUUUUAAGGCAGAACAUCUGUCAACCCCUGAAUUGGAUUACGAGUUGAAAAUUCGUCAGUUAGCUGAUCCAUCGCUAACUACUGAUAGGGCUAAAGUUAUCGUUUUGACAGGUGCGUUAAAGCAAGCUUCAGCAAAUCGGAGUCAUGCUGUUCUGUCAGCUUUCCAACUAAAUUUUAGUGAUGAGGUCCGUGAAAUAGAAGCUACCCUUGCAGAUUUGAAGACCCAAAUUAGCUCUUUUGUUGGCUCCCAUAGUGAUGUUUUAUAUGGUCGCUUGACUUCCCGUUUAGGUCAUGUUUCAGGUAGGGUUCAUUUGUUAGAGUCAGUAACCGAGGAAGAGGAUGCCAUCAAGAAGUCUCUUAACUUCAAGAUACUUAAUCUGGAAGGAGAACUUGAGUUUAAAGUAACUCCACAGGCUCACUCCACUCCUCAUAACCCUAGUGUUUCGGUUAAUUCAUUUCCUUUCUUUAAGUCAGCUCCAAUUCAUAAAUGGGGUGUACAUUUUUCUGGUGGUUCGAAUGAAAAUGUUGUUAGUUUCUUAGAGAAAAUAGAAUGUCUGCGUCUAGCGCGUGGGAACAGUGAAGAUGAGUGCUUUUCAUCAGCAGGUGAUCUUUUUAAGGAUUCAGCCUUUACUUGGUACCUCAAUAAUCGAGGUAGUUUUACUUCAUGGCAAGAGUUAGUUGCCAAACUUAAGUCUGAUUUUCUUCCUUACAACUAUGAAGACAACUUAUUAGACGAAAUUAAAUCCCGGAAACAAGCUCCCCAGGAGAAAGUCACCAUCUUCAUCAAUGAAGUUGUCAGUUUGUGUAAACGUUUGGAAGUCCCUCUUUCUGAGUCCCAUAUAGUGAGAAUCAUUAAGAAAAAUUUGUUGCCGUCUUAUCAUCCUAGUCUGGCACUCACUGACAUUCUCUCGAUUGCUGACCUUACAGAAAAAUGUAAGAGGUUAGAAGAAGUUUUGUCAUGGUCUUCUGAACCUAUAUCUAGUGUCCCUAGUCGGUCAAGCGUUAGAAACAACGAAUCUUCCUAUUCUGGUAGGCCAAAUUAUUCCCGGUCUGGUAAUGUCGCUACUUUUAACUCCAGAAUUACCUGUUGGAAUUGUCGUCAGCCAGGACAUGGGUAUUUUGACUGUUCUGAACCGAGAGGGUUGUUUUGCUAUGGGUGUGGACAUCAAGGAGUCCGUAAGUUUGAGUGCGAAUUCUGUUCGGGAAACGACAGAAGGGGUGGGUCGUCUCCCCUGGCUCCCACUCCUCAUCAAAAUACAGGGAAUACCCUAGAAAAUCCUCAAAACCCAGGAAGCAGUUCCUCGAGUCAGGAGGCCCAUGCCUCAACCACCCAAACAUCCCAACCUCCACCGAAAGACAAAAGACCACGGAACGGCAGAUACCAACCGAAAAGAGGACGUUAGUUGACCAUGUCCUUUGUGAUUCUUCUGUAGUUUCUCCAAGUAAUCCCUUAUCUUCCCUCAUUGAUAUUGACAUUAAUUCAUUAUUAGUUAGAAAAAACAAGGAUAAUCGUCCAUACCUUGAAAUAUCUAUCUUAGGACAUUCUUAUUUAGCUUUACUGGACACAGGGUCCAAUAUCUCUAUUUUAGGUUCUUUAGGUCUGGAAUUUCUCCAGAAUUCUAAUGUUAAGAUAGGAAUGGAUGAGAGUUUGCAAGUGACUACAGCUGAUGGUCAGGUCCAACCAAUUUUAGGUCAGUUCACAACUGAGAUUUCUGUUAGUUCAUGUAAAAGGAUGAUUACAUUUUUUGUUAUACCUUCUGUUAAGAAUUCAGUUAUCCUAGGGAUGGAUUUUCUGAAAACUUUUAAUAGUGAAUUGAAUUUUUCUGAAUUUUCGUUAUCUGUCUCUUCUUUUAAUAUCUCUUGCGUUGAUGCAGGUAAAGAUAUGAGUAGACUUAAUGCUCAGGAGUUAGAGCAGUUGAAUAAUGUCAUCAGAUCCUUCUCUUCUAU